This is a messenger RNA of Cladophialophora psammophila CBS 110553, 1080 nucleotides long. RefSeq names its product alcohol dehydrogenase. NCBI's taxonomy places the organism in Eukaryota, Fungi, Ascomycota, Eurotiomycetes, Chaetothyriales, Herpotrichiellaceae. Gene Ontology annotation, molecular function: oxidoreductase activity. The record is from RefSeq and is a predicted model, not a curated record. The transcript is spliced from 4 exons. Bases 1 to 1080 code for a protein of 359 amino acids.
AUGGCGGCGGUUCAAGUUCCUUCUAGGCACAAGGCCUUGGUGUACGACAAUCCUGGCAGUAUUUCCACCAAGAUCGAGGAGAUCGAAACCCCCAAGCCUGGUGUUGGCGAGGUACUGGACAUGGGAGUUAUGUGCAAUGCGUGGGCAUGGCUUCCGGCCCCAACACAAAAAGGUCAAGUGGGUGGCCACGAAGGAGUCGGCACUGUGGCUGCCCUGGGACCCGGCACUGAAACUUCUGGCCUGAAGACUGGCGACCGUGUGGGUAUCAAAUGGAUUGCCUCUGCUUGCGGGAACUGUGUCCCUUGUCUCGUUGGCGCAGAUGCCUCCUGUACCUCAGCAAAGAUCUCGGGAUAUUAUUUCCCAGGAACAUUCCAGCAAUAUGCCAUUGCACCAGCCCACUAUGUCACUCCUAUCCCCGACGGUCUUCCCAGCGAUAUGGCAGCACCAAUGCUGUGCGGCGGCGUCACUGUCUACGUAGCUCUGAAGAAGCUCAUAGACCAGGGGGUUCGUCCUGGCGACUGGGUAGUCAUCCCUGGCGGUGGCGGCGGGCUCGGUCAUCUGGCCCUGCAAAUCGGAGCUCGGGGAAUGGGAUUCCGCAUGAUUGGCAUUGACAUGGGCGCAAAAGAAAAACUGGUCAAGGAUUGCGGCGCAGAAGUGUUCCUGGAUUUGUCCAAAUACAGUCGGGACGACGAAGGAACCAAGAAAUUGGUGGAAGAUGUCAAGGCUGCUACACGGGGUGGUGCUGCGGGCGUGGUGGUCUGCACAGCUAGCAACGUCGCUUAUGCCCAAGGGCUGAGCUUCCUCAAGUUCAGAGGCACGUUGGUCUGUGUGGGUGUGCCCGAGGGUGCUCCGGUGCCCAUUGCCACAGCGAACCCAGCCGCGCUUUUGGUUUCGGAGUUGAAGAUUGUGGGCAGCGCAGUAGGCAACAGGAAGGAGGCAAUUGAGACCUUGGAGCUGGCGGCUAGGGGUAUUGUCAAAACGCAUUUCGAACUUCAGCCGAUGAGCAAGUUGACCGAGACGUUUGAGAGGAUGGACAAGGGUGAGCUACAGGGCAGAGUCGUUCUCGACCUGAGUGGGUGA